AUUUAUCCACCCAAAUUAGUCACCGCGUUUUACAGAUACAAGACAAAAAAACGUAAAAUGCCUUUAUUACGAAACAAACCACUUGCAGACUGCCUCGAUUUCGAAGCAAGCAUUCGACAUUAUCAAGAUCUUAAUCACCAAAUAGAACAACAAACGACUGCUGUAUUCGACAUGGUGAACAAACUAAAUAAUUCCAAAAACUCCGAAAACUCCCAAUACGCAGAAAAAUCCAAAACUGAGGUCCUGGAUCAGUUUAAAGAAAGCAACAAGAACACUUCAUCAGACGCAACAGUCGCAUUGACGCGUGCAACCACUCGUGACAAACCUGCAGUGAAUAAGCAUCAAAUCAUAGUAGAUUUAAACCAGCGUUUACGCGAUCUGCAAAAUGAAUUGGAAUCAACAAAACUACAACAGAAGAAAUCGGAAGAAGAGAGAGAACUACAAAGGCAGGAAUUAAUUUAUCUUAAGGAGAAUGUAAAAAAGAUGAAAAGUGCCCUUCAUUCGAAGCAGCUGCUCUAUGACGCUAACAAGAAAGAAGUGGCAUUAGCGAUGGAGAAGUUGAAAUCGGAAGAACAGGCGCGAAAGUCUUUACAAAAGGAAAUCGAAAGAAUUGCUAAGCAGUUGAUUCUUGUCACAGCCGACAAGGAGAAAUUGGCCGAAAAGCUAGAGCAUUCGAAGACGGACCUCAUGUUGUUAAAGCAACAUAAAAUUGACGAUCAUCCCGUCAACAAAGUUCCCAUAAUGCUAAAGUGUAUUCGGAAACAGUCACUACUAAUCGAUAACUUAUUAAGGCAAAUCUCGUGCUUGGAACAGUCGAAAAACUUAUUGUAAAGCAUAGUCUAAUCACAUUCCUAAAUAUAAUUAUUUUACUACCCCCUUUAAAUGCAGUCCUGUUUUGUCUGCCACGCGCGAAACAGACAUUUUUCCUUUCAAGUUAAAAAAGAAUGUGUCUUAUUUCAUCAUCAUAGUACUUGCGUAAUACAAUUUUAAGAUAAUA
Daphnia carinata is the source of this 997-nucleotide messenger RNA. Its product is annotated as polyamine-modulated factor 1-binding protein 1-like. The transcript has 5 exons. NCBI's taxonomy places the organism in Eukaryota, Metazoa, Arthropoda, Branchiopoda, Diplostraca, Daphniidae. Bases 58 to 831 code for a protein of 257 amino acids. The record is from RefSeq and is a predicted model, not a curated record.